AUGGCCUCUACCACAUUUGAUCAAAUUCAACUUCCAACCCCGACCGACACUCCAAGAGCCAUGGAUCAAGACGAGCCUUCACCCACCUCAUAUGCUCAUAAUUCCACCACAUGGACCCCAGUCGAUACCAUGACACCAAUCUCUACAAACCCGUCCAGAAAACGGUCGCGCGACGAUACUUCAUUCGACUUUGAAACAGACGGUUCCUAUUUUACCGCUGCUGAUGCGCCCGCUCCCAUACCUGAGGAGGAGCCAAUCUAUGGAGAAGGAAUGGUUCUAAUAAAUCCAAAAACCGGAGUUUCCGUCUCGGCAGAGAGCCAGACCGGUACCUGGUACGAGGAAAAGGCAGAGAAAACAGCCUUGAUAGAAGAAAUCGCUGCAGCAAAUUUUCGUCCUAAGAUGCCGACCAGUCGCAAAUCCGUACGACUUUCCCAACAUUCAAUCCGCAUUCCUUUCGAUACCCUUGCGGGUACUGCACCCGCCAGUCCUCCAAAAACCGCAACUGAACGUCCAGAGUGUGAUGAAGCCACGAUCGCUUUGGGAAUUGGCUGGACCAAAAUCGAAUCUGAAGAUGAUGCUAUUCAAGCUGCUGCCAGAGGUUGGGCGCGGUAUCUGGAUAAUCACUACGCAAGGAACAUUCACGGUGCUCAAAUUCUGCUCAAGAGUUCAGGACUCAACGCUUAUCUCGUCGGAAGCCAAGAAGGGUAUUUCCUGUUCAGUGAAGAUUUACUAGAAGGAAAGCUGGUUGGCCGCACCUGGGAGACUUGCCUACAGAACCUCAAAUCUCAUCCAAUGGCGUUUGAAGGUGAAGAGAUUUUGAGAGCCGAGAGAACUCCAGGACCCGAAAGCGUCCAGCCUCAAUUUCCUCAUCCAGAAGCUGUACAGGCACCUAUCGAGAAUGGUUCACUGCAGCAUCCUCAAUCCAACGGUGUUGCUCAUGGCGGCAUGGAUCUGGAUUGA
This is a messenger RNA of Exophiala bonariae, 960 nucleotides long. RefSeq lists its product as uncharacterized. The transcript has a single exon. The record is from RefSeq and is a predicted model, not a curated record. Bases 1 to 960 code for a protein of 319 amino acids. NCBI's taxonomy places the organism in Eukaryota, Fungi, Ascomycota, Eurotiomycetes, Chaetothyriales, Herpotrichiellaceae.